AAGUCUCGCGAGAAGCUACAACUGGUUGCUUAGUUACAGAGUCGGAAUUGCAGCGUUCUGGAAAAAAAAAUAGCUGUUGGCCCGGUCAAGGAUUUCUGUGAAAAUGGCUACUCAGAGGCCUCCAUCAGGGCGACCGAUGACGAGGGGUGGACCAGUGGCAGCUGUGAGGCCCCCUACCACAGCAAUCAGAGUGACAACAGGGGCUCCUCCAGGCACCGGGCGUCCAGGGACUCGAGGUAGCUCAGUGGCUCCGGGAGGUGUUCUUUCUGCACAGAUUAAAGUUGCAGAUCGUCCUGUUACUCAGCAGGGUCUAAGUGGCAUGAGGACUGGGAUGAAAGGACCUCAGAGACAAAUAAUGGACAAGUCCUAUUACCUUGGUCUUCUCAGGAGCAAGAUAAAUGAAUUGACAACGGAGAUCAGCAGACUUCAGAAAGAAAUAGACACAUUCAAUCAAGAAAACUCAGUGUAUCUGUCAUAUGAGAAAAGUGCGGAAGCUUUGGCUGGCGUCAUCAAGGAUCUGCAAGGUCAACUAGCAGACUACAAUACGCUAGUAGACAAGUUGAACACUAACACAGAGAUGGAAGAAGUUAUGAUGGACUAUAACAUGCUGAGAGGUCAGAAUGACAGAGAGGCCCAAAGUAUUGAUGCAAUUUUUACAGAAAGACGCGAAAAGGAAGAAAUGAUCCGGACAGUGGAACAGGAGAUAGAUAAUGAAAAGCAAGCAGCUGAGAACAUCAUCAAAAAAAUGCCCCGCGAUAAACAAGCGAAGUAUGCUGAGAUGAAGAUCACCAACCAGGAGAUACUACAGGAACUGAGUGCGCGACAACAGGAACUAGAUAAACUGAGCAUGAGAAAGGAGGCUUUGGAGGCGGAGAUUUUACACUCUCACGUGAAACAGGAAGCAGUUGUGUUGUACGAAAAGAUCCAUGAACUCGAGCAGCGACGAGACCAGAUGAUUGCUGAGGACAAAAGUUUAGGUUCCCCGCAGGAGGAGCGGGAGCGUCUUCUGAAGCAGGUAAAAGAAGACAAUCAAGAAAUAGCUAGCAUGGAACGGCAGCUGACGGAAAUUAAAGAAAGACUAAGCCAGAUAAAUGACGAAAUGCAGCAGAUAGACAAUGACAUGGAGGAACAUCAAGGGGAAAAAAAUCUAAAGUAUAAAGAGCUGAAGAAACGAGAGGAAAGCAUGGACAAUUUUCUGGAAUCGUAUGAAAGCACCAAAGCACAAGACGUUGAACGCAGAAGCCAGGUAGAGGCCAGCAUUGUUGCACUUCUGGAGCAUACAAGUAGGAAUAUGAACCGUUUGAAGCAGAUCUCCUCAGUAACAGCUAGUGAGCUGAAAACCAUGCAAGAAGAUCUUACAUUUAAGGAAACCGAAAUGCAGAAAUCCCAAAGUACAGCCAAAGGCUUAUCAGCAGAGAGUCAGCGGCUGCAGCAGGAUCUCCAGAAGGUAGAACAGUUAGAGAGCAAGAUAAACACGGAGCUGAGCUCUCUGAAGGAGAAGAUCGAGCAAAUGACAGAGGGUCUUGAGACGUAUAAUAACCUGGAUGCGCUGAAGACAGCUGGAGAGGAAAAGAAGAAGAAACUGCAAGAGGACAGAGUGACUUUAACCAAACGAUGCGACACCUUUAAGAAGGUUAUGAAGAAGCUGAAUGCUGAAUACGAUGCACUGAAAGCUCAGAUUGAAGAAAACGAGACUCAUGCACAGCUUACAAACCUCGAAAAGAAAUGGCAGCACCACGAGCAGAACAACUUUGUCAUGAAGGAGUUUAUCGCCACAAAGGGCAUGGAGAGCGACUACCGUCCAGUGGUCAAGACCGUGUCCAAGCAGCUGGCCGACUACAACAAGAUGCUCAUCGACAACCUGCAGAACACCAGGACCUGAGACGGCGGCUCGCGCUCCUCAUUAGGACCUUAGUAGUUUUUUCGUGAUUCUGAUCAUAACACAACUUCUUUCAUGAUGUCAAUAUUGAAGCAAACAUAUUUUUUAUUUUAAUAAAUAAUAUGAAUAAAAGUUAUAUGCAAUGA
This is a messenger RNA of Erpetoichthys calabaricus (reedfish), 2025 nucleotides long. RefSeq names its product intraflagellar transport 74 (gene ift74). Gene Ontology annotation, cellular component: cilium; centrosome; intraciliary transport particle B. The record is from RefSeq and is a predicted model, not a curated record. Gene Ontology annotation, molecular function: beta-tubulin binding. The transcript is spliced from 20 exons. Gene Ontology annotation, biological process: cilium assembly; intraciliary transport involved in cilium assembly. Lineage: Eukaryota; Metazoa; Chordata; Cladistia; Polypteriformes; Polypteridae. The coding region runs from base 104 to 1882 and encodes 592 amino acids.